This is a messenger RNA of Culex quinquefasciatus (southern house mosquito), 2309 nucleotides long. RefSeq lists its product as uncharacterized. The coding region runs from base 34 to 2214 and encodes 726 amino acids. Gene Ontology annotation, molecular function: ATP hydrolysis activity; ATP-dependent DNA damage sensor activity. Lineage: Eukaryota; Metazoa; Arthropoda; Insecta; Diptera; Culicidae. Gene Ontology annotation, biological process: mismatch repair. Gene Ontology annotation, cellular component: mismatch repair complex. The record is from RefSeq and is a predicted model, not a curated record. The transcript has 5 exons.
GGCCUUGAUAGUUCUCGAUUCCCCAACCACACCAUGGACACCCUGUCCGAAGUUGUAAUCGCACUGCUGAAAAACUCCGUGGACGCCCACAGCUUCUCGGUCGCGAUCCGGAUUUGUCCGGAGCUGUUCUGGCUGCAGGUGCUGGACAAUGGCGACGGUUUCGACGAGGCAGAUCUCGCUGGUGUGGGUAAAUGCAGUUGUCCGUUGAACAUCGACUUCAAGCAGAUGAAGCCGGUGAAAAACUUUGCCCGCCUGACCGGGUCUUCCCUGCUCGAAAUCAUCGGACGCUGCGAGGAAGUGCUGAUUGAAACGCUCGACUGUCGGCAUGGUGACGCCAAAUCCCACUCCCGGAGCUUCAAACAUCCCGCCGCAACGGGUCACAAUUCCUCGCAGGCCGAUGUAACGACCACCCAGUACCAGCGGCAGUGCGUCCGCAAAUCCCAAGGAACAACGGUCACGCUGAAGAACGUGUUCUGGCAGGACCCGGACCGGGGGAGGCGGCACUCGCGCAAGACGGAUGACGAUUACCGGAAGCUGUUGGCGGAUUUGCGUGCGUUUGCCCUGGUGCACUUUGAUCGGUCCUUUACGUUGCAGAACCUGAGCACGUCCGAGGUGGAGUUCAAGAGCAAAAAAAAGACAACACUCAUCGCCAAGUACUGCGAACUGUACCAACUCUCGGAGCAGGACGUCGAUAUAACAACCUGCACCAAGGACAACGUUUGCAUCGAGGGCUACUUCAGCCGCCGGGAAGCGCGCCAUGCCCUUGAACCAGUACAGCUCACCUUCACCAAUGGGCUGGCAAGUGAGGCUUACCUGCCGACCGUGAAUGACGUUCUGACGCAGCAAAAACAAUCGCUCGAUUUCGUGCUGGUUGCGACCUACCCCAAGAACGAUGUCCUCACCCAGCUAGCCGAACCCGUCCUGCGAAAUUGCCUGCUGCGGUGCCUGAAUCAGUACAAAAAGUCACUCGAGAACCGCCGGAAGCAAGCCAUUGUUGUUGUUUCCCCGGAACAAAUAUCUGCUCCCCAACCCCAACCCCACCCCGCAGACGAAGAGGACAUUCUGUACGGACUCAACAGCAGCCAACUCGACGAGGACAAACGAAAGGCCGUCGCAAAGUGCUCUCUAUGGUUGCGCACCAGUGACUUUACGGUGCGACCGGAGGACUUGAACCUGGAUCAGCAAAUGAACUCUCGAAAAAAUGGCAACGGGUCAAAUGAAAAUCGAGGCAAAUCAAACCACGACCAGCCGGUUGACUUUUUUGCCUCGCCCAAAGCCGGUCAAACAAAGUUUCAGGCACGACCCGAGCCGGCUGCGAGCACGCCCCUCAGAAAUAAACUUCCCGCAAAGUUACCGGUCCCGAAAUUCCUGCCCGAACCGACACCGCCCGCGGCUCCCUCCAAGCUGCCUCGGAAGCCCCAAAGAAUCUCUCAACGAACUCCACAAAAACGCUGGAAAGUAGUUGAGAUAAAAAAGAAGAAGAAGGCGCAAGUCAACGAUAGUGGAGGCACUGCUGCUCUUGAACCGGCUCAUCCCGAAGAGAAACCCCUCGCCAAACAUCGGGUGACAAAACCCACUUCAGCAGCUCAAGUUGAAAUCCCAACUCGUUUUGACAGAAGGAAUAAUAGGGACAACGCUAUAAAUAACGUCCUCUCACCGACACGUGAGGACCAUCCCAAGACGACUCCCAACGAGCCAUCCCCCGGAGAUUUGUCCUUCUUCCGGGAAUUUGAACAAACCAUCGUACCGCAAAAAGAUGCUAGCUUUCUUAACAUUUGCUCCGAUUUGAACGGCGUAGGGGACAUUCACGUUAAACGGAACGAAACGGUUUUUGAAGGUUGUGGCUCCUCCGGCAGUCCAACUCAAGCAGCAACUCCCAACAUUUUGAACAAUCAAAGUGCAAUGGAGAGUGAAAUUUUCAACAUCUUCCCGGAGGCCCACUUCCUCGCACCACGGCCGCCCGACCCAAGCGACAGACUCGCCAAAUCCCCCACGUCCCGGUACGAGGGGCUCGACCUGCCGGAAUGCUACGCGGACUUCCACGAAGAUUGCCACGAGACGGUUCAGCACUACCGGAUGGCGGUGGCGAUGACAGUUACAACGGAAGAACGACGUACAGCGGGCCCCCGCAGUCCAGCCAGUCGUGAAAUCGAAAUCCUCCGGCAGCCGUUCCACGAGCCACGGUACUUGCUUCGUCCGAACCGGCACUGGUGACGACCGGGCGCGGCGUAAUUGACACGUGUUCGGGGGGGUGGUGGAUUCCGGUAAUAAAAUGUCAGACUGUUUCCUUGUUUCUCGUUGAUGUGCGA